AUGGAUCAAUCUGGAAAUGCGUUGUUACUACGCUUUAUAAACUCACAACAUUUCAAUUUGUACUAUUGCAUUUCCUAUCUACAAAGGUAUUCCGACAAUAUAGGAGUCCACCAUUAUCUGUGCGAAAAGGUAAAGACUUAUCCAAUUGAAGAGUUAAAGUUCUUCAUACCCCAAUUCUUACAACUGAUCAUCACAGUCGAAACCGAUUCGAUGGCUUUGGAGGAGAUGAUUAAAGAUCUAUGCACUAGAGAUGUCCAUUUCAGUUUGAUAACGUUUUGGCACUUGCAAUCGUCACUGCAAGAACUCAGCACCCAACCAAACUCUACCGGAUUUCAAGUUUGCAAACGAAUACUGAAUGAUGUUCAAUUCCAGCUUUUCAGUUUGAGUCCUCCAAAUGCUACUGUAUCUUCCAGGGUUGGCUCUUCUGGUAUUGUCUACAAGAAUAGUCAGCACGCAAUGAAACAGUUUCGAGAGAACGUGUCACCAUCUGCAGUGCUGAUAUCAUCAGUUCUAAGUAGCGCUGCUUUUCCUCAGUUAGGUAAGAGUGCUGAGCAUCUGGUUAGAACGCAGGGAAAACUAUCACGCUCUUUCGUGUUUCAAAUUGCAAAAGGACUUCAACAGCAAAUGAACGAAAAUCUUACUAUGAAGAACACAAGGCUUAAUGCAGAACUAUCUUCUCAUACCGUUGUAAAUGCAGCUGAACUGGAUGCUAGUCAAGCCGAGAAACCAUAUCGCCGUGCAAAAUCAUUGUCUCUUACAUCUCUUCAAGGGAAGCGUCAAGGCCAGCAAGACCAGCACCCUAAACAUAACGAGCAUUCAGAAAACCUUGAUUUUUCCAUAAUCGACAAAUAUGCCGAAACAAAUUUACCUCACCUGAACAGAGCUAUAUCAAAUCCAAACAUGAAACGUUUCAAAAAUAAAAGGUUGUCCCAAGCUUUGGAUGUCAAACAAUCUGUAAUGAGUGACCUCUAUCCAAUGUCCCCCGAAAAGGGCUACGAUAACUUGACUUUAAAAAAUUUACAGAGGCUCAGGUCUGAGAGCCAAUUAAACAACGACUCGAUCACAGCUUCAAUGCCGGAACUACAUCCUACACACACUAAUUCUACGGCUGUGAGCGAAGUGGAAAGUCUAUAUGACUCUGGUAACGAACGUUCUCCUACUAUCAGCCUCAACGGAAGCUACAAAAGACAGCCCAUAAAGUUGAGUGUUCCCCAAAAGAUCAAAGUUUUGAAGAACAAUUACUUCAAGUGUGAGACUCAGUUUGUUAUUGCUUUACAGAACAUUAGCAUUAAGUUAUCAAACGUUCCAAAGGAAACUAGGCUAGCUUGCCUAAGAGCUGAGCUUACUUUAAUGAAUAAAGAUUUACCCUGCGAAAUUGAUGUCCCUCUACUUCUUCCCAACGCUAAAUCAGGAAAAUUACACAAAAUUGUCAACAUUCCUGCCAACGAAGCAGCAGUUUUAAACUCAGCAGAAAGAGUACCCUAUCUAUUACUGAUUGAAUACGUUAGUAAUGAAGUUGACUUUUCACCAGAAAGCAAAGAGAAUAAACAGCUGUUAGAGAGGCUGAAUGACAAUAGCUCCGAUGUGAAUGGUGACUCAAAGAGAUAUGUCUUUGAUUUGGCUGGAAUCAUGAGAGCUUCCGAUUCAAGAAGGACCAAUGAUUAUGGCAAGAGCAUGUCAACAUUACAAAAUGGCGAGAUGCCAUUGGAGGCCGACUUAGCAGAUCUUUCAAUUGUCAACUUAUCAAACAGGAAAGAAUCUGAGUUCCUGAAAAGAGAACAGUUCGUUCAAGCAGCGAGCGAAGUACCUAUAUUGGAAGGUGAUUCUCCCCUUAGACAAGAUGUACUGAACUUUCAAUCGCAUUAUGAGACAGAUUCAUUAACAGACAAAAGUGACUUUGCCACUCAAAUGAGAAUUGCAGCCGUCAUGCUUUCCCAAUUGGAUUCGUCCACUAGUCAUUUGCCCAUGGAUCAAGCUGGAGCAAUCAAAGCCCGAAUAGUUAGUUCAAUGCAAUCUUUACAACAUGAAUUUGGUGUAAAAGAUCUUCAGGAUAUUAACACAGAAGCAGGAGAGCGGAAAUUUUCCAACGACUUAAAGGUUGCAGGUGUAAAGUCUAAUUUGAAGAACAAGAAUGAUUACUACCUCGGAGAGGAUUGGAAUAGUAAGAAAGAGAGAAUCCGUAAGCAGAGCCCUUAUGGACAUUUGGAGCAUUGGAAUUUAUGCUCUGUUAUUGCUAAAACUGGAGACGAUCUAACCCAGGAAGCGUUUGCAUGUCAAUUGAUUCAAUCUAUGGCUACUGUAUGGCAUAACCAUGGAGUUAACAUAUGGGUAAAGAGAAUGCGAAUUUUAGUUACCAGCAACUCGACAGGAUUAGUCGAAACAAUUACUGAUGCAGUCUCCAUCCAUUCGAUUAAGAAAUCCCUCACAGAAUAUUUGAUUGAGAAUAAUGAGGAUCACAGGGGAGCAAUUGCAACGUUGCUGGAUCAUUUCAGGAUGACCUUUGGUGAUCCUAACUCUGCCAGAUAUAGAAAAGCUCAAAACAACUUCGCUAUAUCGUUAGCAGCCUACUCAGUAAUUUGCUAUAUUCUUCAAAUCAAAGACCGACACAACGGUAAUAUUAUGCUGGAUAACGAAGGACACAUCAUUCACAUUGAUUUUGGCUUCUUGCUAUCGAACUCCCCAGGGUCAGUAGGCUUCGAAGCCGCCCCAUUUAAACUGACUCUGGAGUAUGUGGAUGUUCUAGGGGGCCUAGAUGGCGAAUAUUUCCAAGUUUUCAAACAAUCAACUAAGGAGGCUUUCAAGUCACUGCGAAGAAACGCGGAGUCUUUGAUUACUAUGGUAGAAUUGAUGCAACGAGAUUCAACUUUGCCAUGUUUCAAGGCUGGUGAGAACACAAGUGUUCAACUAAGACAACGACUUCAACUACACCUUUCUGAGGAAGAUUCCGAUUAUUUUGUAGAAAAUUUCCUUAUUGGAAAGAGUAUUGGAAGUAUCUAUACGAAACUAUACGAUCAGUUCCAACUUCUUACCCAAGGUAUCUAUAGCUGA
Komagataella phaffii GS115 is the source of this 3048-nucleotide messenger RNA. RefSeq names its product Phosphatidylinositol 4-kinase. Gene Ontology annotation, biological process: phosphatidylinositol-mediated signaling; phosphatidylinositol phosphate biosynthetic process. The record is from RefSeq and is a predicted model, not a curated record. Gene Ontology annotation, molecular function: 1-phosphatidylinositol 4-kinase activity. Bases 1 to 3048 code for a protein of 1015 amino acids. NCBI's taxonomy places the organism in Eukaryota, Fungi, Ascomycota, Pichiomycetes, Pichiales, Pichiaceae. The transcript has a single exon. Gene Ontology annotation, cellular component: cytoplasm; membrane.